This is a messenger RNA of Salvia splendens (bonfire salvia), 3376 nucleotides long. RefSeq lists its product as uncharacterized. NCBI's taxonomy places the organism in Eukaryota, Viridiplantae, Streptophyta, Magnoliopsida, Lamiales, Lamiaceae. The coding region runs from base 484 to 3168 and encodes 894 amino acids. The record is from RefSeq and is a predicted model, not a curated record. The transcript has 7 exons.
UUUCUUCAUCUUCUCCUCUCUCUCUCUCAUUUGAUUUUUUCUUACAGUUGCUUUCCUUUCUCUCUCUACCGCUAUCCAUUAACACACACACACACACACACUCAUACAGUGAAAGUUAUACGUACAAUUACUGCAUGUAUUUAUAUAUUAGUAUUAUAUUCGCACACUGAUAAUUAUCACGGGAAAAGUUGGGUUUUUUAAUCUUUGCCUAUUGCCACACUGCAAUCGAAGAGAUAUAGCUUCAGUGGUGGUAAAAUGAGUCGGCUCAGUGGUUUGGAGGGGUUGAUUGAGUACUAUUCGAUGAGAAAUUGUGAUGCCAAGCAUGGAUUGUUGGGUCUAGGGUUUGGUUUGUUCCCUGUUUGUGGAAAUUGGGUUUUUGUGUGAAUGUGGUUUAGGGCUUUCUGUGGUUAAUAUUUGAGUUUUAGGGCUUUCUGUUUGGGCGAAUUGAGUUAGGAAAGGUAGCUUUUUUAGGGUGAGUGAAGGAUGGAUGAUGUUCGUCAGCAGCUGCAGCAGAAACCUGAGAGCACAGAGAACGAUACUCGUUCGGAAUUCGAGAGGGGUUUGGAGGAGCUUAUGAAUGGGCAUUAUGAUGAGUACAUGUCCUUUGCUUCCUGUAGCACUCCCCGAACAACUACUACUGAGGAAGAGGAUGAUGAAGGGGAACAGCUCAUCAGGAGGAGGAGGAGGUCGGAUCUUGAUGGGGAUGACCUGGCGGAAUCUUCUGCUGCCAGGAGGCGUCACUCUAGGAUUUUGAGCAGGUGGGCUGCCAGGCAGGCGCAGGAGAUGAUGACCACGAUGGAGAGGAGGAACCGCGAGUCAGAGCUGAUGGCGCUUGCCGGCUUGCAUACGGUGUCAAUGCUUGACUCGUCGUUCCUGAGGGAGACAGAGUCUCCGACUUCGAGGCAUCAGGGGAAUGUGGAAACGCUCAGCACCCGAGCCUCAUCUAUCUUGCAGAUGUGGCGGGAGUUGGAGGAUGAGCAUGUGCUGGACCGUACUCGGGGGAGAGUAAGAGAGAGGCUGAGGCAGCAGAGGAGUGUCGAUUCUAACACCAAUGCGUCUAUAAAUACUGAAGAAGGCAGGGAGGGUGAGAAUCAGGGUAGUCUGGUUGAUGCUACUGAGAGUGAGAAUGAUUAUGCUACCUGGACGCAUGAUCAGUUGGGCCCUCAGAAUGAGAAUAGAGACCAUGACAGUUCUAGUCGUGAGCAAUCACCUGACCUUGGAGAAGUUGAAAGGGAAAGAGUGAGGCAUAUUGUUCGUGGAUGGAUGGAGAGUGGUAUCAGUGAUACUUCCUCCAAUCUUAUACAGCGGAAUGAUAUUCCAAGAGCUGAAUGGCUUGGAGAAACAGAGCGUGAGAGGGUUAGGAUUGUGAGGGAGUGGAUGCAAAUGACAAGUCAGCAAAGAGGGUCACGCAGUGGACGGAGGGAAGAACGGGAUCGGGAAACUAGGACUGGAAACCAAAGUGAUGGUGCUCGUGAAGUGUCUGCUGCUAACCAUGAAGAAAGUCAGCCAGAGCAUAUACGCAGGGAUCUUUUGAGGUUAAGAGGACGGCAAGCUGUGCUUGAUCUGCUUGUGAGGGUUGAAAGGGAAAGGCAGCGGGAACUUCAGGGUUUGCUUGAACAUCGCGCUGUAUCUGAUUUUGCUCACCGCAAUCGUAUUCAGUCACUUCUUAGAGGCCGAUUCUUGAGAAACGAGAGGCCUGCUGAGGAAGAGAGACCACCUUCAGUGGCGGCUGGUGAGUUGAAUCAAUUAAGACAGCGAAAUACGGUCUCUGGAAUGAGGGAAGGGUUCCGUUCCAGAUUGGAAAGUAUAGUUCGUGGGCAAGUAAGCAGCCAUCCAGAGACUUCGCCUAACAGUGGCAACAUUGAUUCUAGAAACGAUCAGAGUAAUACAAAUACUUCACACGAAGUGCCACAUGGAAAUCAGGAAAUUGGUGCUCAAUUUUCAGAUCGAAUGGGGAAUAUGGAUCGGAGUCCAGCUUUUCAAAUUACAAUUCAACAUGUUGCACCUGAUCAAGGAAGGAAUAGAGAAGGUCAGGUCGCUGGAGAUGAGAGAACAAGCGUACAACAAUCUGCACAGAAUGACUCUACUGGACGUAUGUAUGGUGCUUCAGAUGGCAUAGGACGAGAUGUGCAGCAAAAUCCUGCAUCCGACUGGCCAUCUGAAGAAGCAGUGGUCCAAGAUGGAGGACAGCGUCAUUUACCACAAAGCCAUGAGGUUUGGCCUGAUGAUGGCUCACGAGAGGCCGUGGACAAUUGGUCGGAAGGGCCUUCAGACCCUCCAAGAAUGCGACGAUCAGUUCCUUCUAGGAGAGUUACCAGGUUCCACCCUCCAGAUGAUGAUAAUGUGUACAGCAUGGAACUCAGGGAACUACUGAGCAGGAGGAGUGUUUCCAAUCUUCUUCGUAGUGGUUUCCGUGAGAGCCUCGAUCAGUUGAUUCAGUCAUAUGUGGAAAGGCGAGGAGGGGCUCCUAUUGAUUGGGAUCUCCACCAGAACUUGCCCCUUCCUCCAUCACCUGAGAGGGACGAGGACCAACAGAAUGACGAGCCGAAUGAAGAUCCACGUGAUGCUACUGCUAGACCUUCGCUAGUUUUACCGACUCCUCCAGCGCCACCACCACAACCUCUUUGGCACCAGGAAUUGCACCAUUCCGGAUGGUCUCGUCAUAGUGCUCAUCGUUCAGAGCUUGUAUGUUAUCCACCCUCACCCCCUCGUGUUACAACUUUCAUCGUUCAGAACUUGUCUUUUAACUCCUCUGACACACUCGAUUCUUCCAACUUCCAGCAGGAAUGGGAGAUGAUGAAUGAUCUACGCGCUGAUGUUGCCAAACUCCAGCAAGGAAUGAAUCACAUGCAGAGGAUGUUGGAAGCUUGCAUGGAUAUGCAACUGGAACUCCAACGCUCGGUCAGACAGGAAGUUUCCGCUGCUCUCAAUCGAUCACCUGGUGGACAAGGGGCUGCUGAGACAUCAGACGACGGGUCAAGAUGGGGCAACGUGAGAAAGGGCACCUGCUGCGUAUGCUGCGAUAACCAUAUUGACGCCCUACUGUACAGAUGCGGGCAUAUGUGCACGUGCUCGAAAUGUGCAAACGAGCUGGUGCACGGAGGAGGGAAAUGUCCGUUGUGUCGAGCACCCAUUGUGGAGGUGAUUAGAGCUUACUCCAUACUGUAAAAAAAGAUGUAGAGAAGAAGAAAUAAGGGAGGUUUAAACAACUGUGGUAAGAUAUAUGGUGGAGUAUGGAACAACAAUUGGCACUAAUUGCUUCCUCAUUCAAUUCGUAUAUAAAUUAAUGCCAAUUCUUUUAAGUAUGUGUGGUGACUCAAUUUCUGGUUAGCCAUGUUAAUGGAUAAAUGUUAAUUUCAUUUCUUCCAUUUAACAA